GGUUGUUGCAUUGGGUAACACAUCACAUCAACAUAGCGCAAUGGAAGAUUCUGGAGCGAUUCUCUCUCACAUUUCAUCUCUCAAGGAAAUGCUCGAUCAGGUCAAUGAAGAAAUUGAGGCUCAUAUUCAGAUCACACGCGAGAUCGAAAACAGUAUCGUCAAAUGCGAAGAGAUGGAGAGCCAUUUUGAGAUAAAGGAAGCUGAAUUGAUCAGAACCAGUGGCGUUUUGCAGUUCGAAACUGUUGGAUAUGUAACUGUCGCCGCUGAUUUCAGGGCAUCAGUGAAUACUUUGGAGAAAGAGAUAUGCUGUCUAAAAAUCAAGCGGGAUGAAAUGGUUAAUAGAAUGGACGAAAAACGGGAAGAAUUUACAGCACACUGCCUAGAAUUUCAAAGAGAAAUUGACAAUAAAGAAAAUUGUAAAGUGAGGACUUUGUUGUCCGAGAAAUAUUCACUUGAAAAUGAAAUUCAACUUUUGGAUGAGAAGAAUUCUGUUUUGAAAAAUUCAGUAUUGGCAUUUGUAGAGGAAAUUCUUGAAGAUCUUCAUAAUUCAAACUCAGCAUUAGAAGUUGAGAUCCAGAGCAAGAAGUGGGAGAAUGAGAUAUUACUUAAAGAUAUCAAUGAACUAAAGAUUACACUGUUUUCAGCAAUUGGGACCAGUGAUAAUCUACUGUAAAUUCCUUUCUUUAAACAAAUUCCUUUCCAAAUUUGGUCAUUAAUUAAGAUUGAAAGUUAUUUGAAAAUGAUGCUAGAAAAAACCAAGCAGUGAUCAGUGUGUUGUAGUUCUCAUGUUCUGGUAAAGUUGUAAGAUUGACAAAAAAUGAAAGAGAGGUAGUCCUUUUGGUUGAUGACUAAUUAGCAUAGUUGUAAAUAUUUAGCAUAGUUAUAAAUAUCAUAUCAUGUGUCAUAUUCAUCCCUGUGAAAUUAAAUUUGACCAGUUCCGUAGUACAUGAAGAAUCGUGACUAGCUAGUAAAUGUUGGUUUCACAAAGUCCCAGGUGCAAGCCAAAGGAAAG
Molecule: messenger RNA, 1012 nt
Organism: Trifolium pratense (red clover)
Lineage: Eukaryota; Viridiplantae; Streptophyta; Magnoliopsida; Fabales; Fabaceae
Exons: 5
Coding region: 41-673 (210 amino acids)
Source: RefSeq, a predicted model, not a curated record